UCUCCGGAUGUCCCUUGGCACACCGUUCCAGGAGGUUCCAAAGCGAGCAGCAGACGGUCCAUCGCUCAAAAUAUGACACAAACUCAACUUUCACACGGUCUGGGUUCCGUUGCUACCACGACAAGUAUAGACCUUCGGUCGACCCGUAAUACCCAGCAUUCCAUGCGUCUCCUCGGGACCACCAUUGCACUUGUUGAUGUUCUUACCCAAAGGAACGAAUUUAAGAAAAUGCCAAUCAUCAAGUCAAAGCAAUAUUUUGUUAUGCUGGCACAAUUGCCUGCCCUACGAAUGUAUUCACACAAGGAUCAUUUAUUUGAUACCGUUUUCCUGGCAAAGCUGGAUAGCGGACUCGAGCCCGACUGUGUUCUACACUUUUCGAGAGGUCUUGGCGAUUCACCUACUUUCAAUAUGACCUGGUCUCCUUCGGUCCUUUAA
This is a messenger RNA of Protopolystoma xenopodis, 435 nucleotides long. NCBI's taxonomy places the organism in Eukaryota, Metazoa, Platyhelminthes, Monogenea, Polystomatidea, Polystomatidae. The record is from the annotation of a GenBank genome assembly.